Molecule: messenger RNA, 1788 nt
Organism: Cuscuta epithymum
Lineage: Eukaryota; Viridiplantae; Streptophyta; Magnoliopsida; Solanales; Convolvulaceae
Source: the annotation of a GenBank genome assembly
UUAUAACAUGGUAACUCUUAUUACAAGGAGAGCUCGACUCGUUUAAGGAACAGCUUGCUUACAAAAGGGACUGUACGGACAGUGUUGGGCUCUAGUAUAGAGAGAGAGAUAAAUAAAGCAUUCUCUCUAUUCUACUGUGGCAAGCCGUAUUUUUGUAUAGAAGAAGCAAUACGUAUAAACUUUGGAGGUGUAUGAACGAUCAGAAGCAGUGUUUGUUUGACGCCUAAUUCAUCUCUUCUCCUUUGGAUUUCGGCCUGAAGAAGCUGCCUCAACAGAAAAAACCUAGAACAACUAUGGAGGUGUACGGACGGAGCAAUAUCAGAAACGGGUCGCAUCCGGAUACGGGCGCGGAAUGGGCUCCGCCUGGGUCAGAAACGGAUCUUGAAGAAUCAAUGCAGAGGCUGGGGAUAUGGGGCAGAGAAAGGUACCCGGAAAGGCCCGGCGCGCCGCUCUGCUCUUACUACAUGAGAACCGGCGUUUGCGGCUAUGGUUCCAAGUGUCGGUUCAAUCACCCUCGUGAUCGUGGCUCUGUUGGGGCAGCACAGUUUGGAGCAGGGGUAUAUCCUGAGCGACCUGGGGAGCUUACUUGUCAGUUCUAUUUAAGAACUGGAACCUGUAAAUUCGGUGCUUCGUGCAAAUUCCACCACCCAAGAAAUGCUGCUGGAUCCUUGAUUAACGUCCCACUUAAUAUUAAUGGAUACCCGUUGAGACCGGAGGAAAAAGAAUGCUCUUACUAUUUGAAAAUGGGGCACUGCAAAUAUGGUUUAACAUGUAAAUACCAUCAUCCUCAACCACCUGGUAUAUCACCAGGCCACCCCCCAGCAACUGCACGUCCAUUUUAUCCUACCGUGCAGUCUCUUCCAGGACCACCACCUUCCACGGAGCACUAUAGUGGUGCAACCACUGCUAACUUUAGGGCCACAAGGCCUCCAUUAUUACCUGCUUCAUAUUUGCAUAGUGCUGCUUAUGCUCCUGUCCUGAUUCAUCCCGGCAUGGUUCCUGUUCCUAAUUGGAGCUUCUCGGCACCUGUUAGCCCUUCUCUUUCAACUGGUGCUCAACAUUCUAAUGGGCUAGCUUCUGUUUAUGGAGUAUCAACAAUGGCUUCUUCUCCAAGUGCCUUCCCAGGACCUUAUUCCCAUUUGCAGGCAGCAUCCCCUGGUCCUACCAGAAGUGUGCUGAAUGAAAAGUGUUUCCCUGAAAGACCGGGCCAACCUGAGUGUCAGCACUACAUGAAAACUGGGAGUUGUAAAUUUGGGUCAACUUGUAGGUUCCACCAUCCUCCAGGCUGGAAUGCAUCAAACAUAAAUUGUGCUUUCAGCCCUCUAGGGCUUCCUCUGCGUCUGGCAGCUUCGGCAAUUCAAGAGUUCUCCCGGACCACCAGAAGCGUACAAGCGUUCGUCCACAAAUCUGUAACGCUGACUUGCAUCCGCCGAGUCGCCGACCUCUCGAGGGCCCAGGUGACUAAUCGCCCACCGUGUAGGGACUAGGGCACGCCAGCCGCCAGCACCGCAGUCCGCACCAGCCACCAGUGCAAAACGAGUCUACCUUCUACGGCCCCUACUCACCACCUCUGAAGCUGUGAAGCAGGUAAGUUUAUCUAGUUUAAUUUUUAAUGAUAUAUUAUUACUUUUCUCAAUAUGUUUGGAUUAUUUAUUUAUUAAUUUUUUUCAUUAAUAUGGGAUAUUGUAAUUGACUUGCUCAUUUUAAUUAUUUAUUAGGGCCAUUGGGGCUUAGCCCUACUAAUCUGUGAUGUAAUUUAAUAACUUAGGUUGUUGUUUUUGAUUCUGU